AUGCACAAUUUUUAUGUCUCUCUGUUUUUCUUACUGGUUGGAAGCGUAUCUCUGGCGAUACCUAAACCUGAGGAUGUUAAAAAUCGAGUUUUGCAUAGGGAUUUGAGCAACAAAGAACAUUUUCAACAUUCCGAACAUAAUGUAGAAUAUGAUCAUGAAGCUUUUUUGGGAGAGGAAGCAAAGACUUUUGAUCAAUUAACACCAGAGGAGAGUAAAAGAAGACUGGGAUUAAUAGUCGAUAAAAUCGAUAAAGAUGCCGAUGGUUUCGUAUCUCAAGAUGAAUUAAAAAAUUGGAUUGAAUAUACUCAGAAAAAAUAUAUUCAAGAUGAUGUUGAUAGUCAAUGGAAAGUACAUGUCACACCAGAUAAAAAUAAAUUAGAAUGGGAUACAUAUAAAAAAAAAUUUUAUGGAUUUGUCGAAGAUAUUGAGCCGAAAGAACUUGAUAAAAAUGAAGAUGGAUAUUCCUACAAAUAUAUGAUAAAAAGAGAUAGAAGAAGAUGGAGCAUUGCAGAUGAAGAUGGUGAUGAUGCUCUUACCAAAGAAGAAUUUUCAGGAUUUUUACAUCCUGAAGAAAUGCCCAACAUGAGAGAUGUUGUCGUUUUGGAGACAAUGGAAGAUAUUGACAAGGAUAAAGAUGGAAAAAUAUCUUUAGAAGAAUAUAUUGGUGACAUGUAUAAAGGUGGAGAUGGAGAACCCGAACCUGAUUGGGUUAAGAAUGAAAGAGAACAAUUUUCUAAUUUCCGUGACAAAAAUGGUGAUGGUUUCAUGGAUGAAGAAGAAGUGAAAAAUUGGAUUAUUCCACCUGAUUUUGAUCAUGCAGAAGCAGAGGCUAGGCAUUUAAUUUAUGAAUCUGAUUCUGAUUCCGAUCAAAAAUUAACCAAAGCUGAAAUUCUUGCCAAAUAUGAUCUUUUUGUCGGUUCUCAAGCUACUGAUUUUGGUGAAGCUUUAACACGUCAUGACGAAUUUUAA
Messenger RNA from Pediculus humanus corporis (human body louse), 969 nucleotides. Its product is annotated as Calumenin precursor, putative. Gene Ontology annotation, molecular function: calcium ion binding. The transcript is spliced from 5 exons. Gene Ontology annotation, cellular component: endoplasmic reticulum. Bases 1 to 969 code for a protein of 322 amino acids. Lineage: Eukaryota; Metazoa; Arthropoda; Insecta; Psocodea; Pediculidae. The record is from RefSeq and is a predicted model, not a curated record.